Marmota monax (woodchuck) is the source of this 8751-nucleotide messenger RNA. RefSeq names its product PHD finger protein 21A (gene Phf21a). Bases 2228 to 4294 code for a protein of 688 amino acids. Gene Ontology annotation, biological process: negative regulation of transcription by RNA polymerase II. Lineage: Eukaryota; Metazoa; Chordata; Mammalia; Rodentia; Sciuridae. The transcript has 19 exons. The record is from RefSeq and is a predicted model, not a curated record. Gene Ontology annotation, molecular function: chromatin binding. Gene Ontology annotation, cellular component: histone deacetylase complex.
CAAGCAUUUUAAAAAUUAAUUUUAUAGUAGACUGCAUAGUUUUCUUUUUUUAAAAAAUAUUUUAGUUGUAGUUGGAUACAAUAUACCUUUAUUUUUCUUUAUUUUUAUGUGGUGCUGAGGAUUGAACCCAGGACCUCACACGUGCUAGGUGAGCGCUCUACUGCUGAGCUACAACCCCAGCCCCUGUAUAGUUUCCUUUCAGUUAAAAAACUUAUAAUGACUUAAGUAAAGUUUUGUAGUUCUAAAAUUAGCAUAACAUGAAUAAUAUUAAAGAUUGUGUGUGUUCAUGCAUGUGCAUGUAGUACUAGAGAUUGAUCUUGGGCCUUAUGCAUGCUAGGCAAGUGCUCUACUACUGAAAUAUACCCCCAGCCCUGUACAACAUUAAAUUUUCUUUAGCUACAUGCAGGAUCUAUAAAAGUUGCUUCACUUGGUUGAAUGAAAUUUUGGAACUUUUAGAAGUCUAUUUCAUGUAAAUAAAUGAAGGCAUUUGAAAUAAAUUACAGCCAGGCAUGGUGGCACAUGCCUGUACGGGAGACUGAGGCAGGAGUAGUACAAGUUCCAGGCCAGCUUGGGAAAUGUAGUGAUGUAGCUCAGUGAUAGAGCAUCCCUGGGUUGAGUCCCCAGUAAUGCACAUAGACACAGGCACACACACACUCACACACAUAUACACCAAAUCCAAACAAAGGAAAAUAGAGUCUACCAGUAUCUUUGGGGUUGAUUUAAAGAAUGACACAGUUUUGAAAACCAGUUUGUCCCUGCUGAGCUUGUAAAAGGCAGUGCCGCUUAUGCUGGGUGUGCUCCUGCUCUGAGUGCGCAGGUUCUGUCCAGUUGGCAGCCCCUCUGCUACUUUAUAGGAAGGUGCUGCCAUUGGCUGCCUAAACUCCCUCCGUUGCCUUUCUGCUUCCCUCUUCUCCACGCACUCUUGGCUAUUCCUCCUGCCUGUACUCUGUCCUGUCUGCUAUUCAUCAUUCCUUCCAAAGCUAUUACCAUUUUCUUUCUUUUUCUCUAAAAACAAAACACUAUUGUGAUCGUUAGUUUUUAAGCAAAAGAGCUGUUCCCAACACUGCAAAGUUUUAGCAGUUUGUGUGUCCCCUUCUUCCUUCGUGUUUGGGCACUCAGCCAGGAUUUGGGUAAUAUAGCUCAAAAUCACUUGCAAAUUAACUAAAUAUUUGUGAAAUGUUUUAUGUUGGACUAAGGGAGAGAGUAGAAAAAGACCUUUUACCCCAGAAGUUGGUGUAUUUUCUUAAAGAUGAUGAGAGAGAGGCAAAUGGUCGGAUUUGUUACUUAACUAAGAUAAGCUCUAAUUUAUUAGAUUGCCCUCUUAUGGACCUAAUUGGAGAAGAAAAUGGAAAUUUUAAUGUUGGUGAUUUUGAAAAUAUUUUUAUUAUUAAUGGAGAGGAAUAGAAUGUUUUCAUUUAGUUUUUAAAAUACAAAAUAUGGCUAUGAUACUUUAUUAUCAUGUAUUAAUCUUUUAUCUUUCAUUAGUUGAUAGUUGCAAAAUAGUGGACCCUUUCUUUUACAGAUUUGUCUUAAUGCUUUUGAAUUGUUACCUGAAUUAUUUGGUGAGAAAAGUAAAAAUUGGCAAUUAAUUGUGCCUACAUGUUAAGUUAUUGGAAAUGUAGUAUUUAAAUUCAGUGGCUUCUAAAAUCUAUACCAGGUCUUUUGUCCACUUUAAGUUAUACACAGAGAAAAACAUUUGAAACAAGAACCUUAACUUCAUAGGAUUAAUUUUUUUCUUUCUUUAUUUUCUUUUUGAAGUAUUGGGGAUUGAACCCUGGGCUUUGUACAUAUGCAAGGCAGUUCUCUUUUACUGAGCUAAUUCCCAGCCCUUUUUAUUUUAUUUUCAGACAAGGUCUCACUAUGUUGUGCAAGCUGGUCUUGAACUUCCUGCUUUAGCCUCUUGAGUAGCUGGGAUUACAGGUUUGCACCACUAUGGCUGACUUAAAACUUCAUUAUGGAAAUUUAAAGACACACAAAAGUAGAGGGGCUAAAGAGCUGAAGGAGAGCUACUUUCCCCCAAAUCGGACUUCUCAGAACCUUUAAUAUGCUAAUGUGCAUUGUGAAUCUCCAAGAGGGGGAUAUGAUAUGCAGCAUUCUUGAAUACUUCUAAUGACAGGGAGCUCACUACCUCAUAAGCUGCAUCAAGAAGAAGAGUUUGUUAUUUUAAACAGAGGCUGAAGAACUAUAGAAUUAGCAGACAUAAGAGAAAGUGUGGAGAAGGUAGAGGAUGGAGUUGCAGACUCUACAGGAGGCUCUUAAAGUGGAAAUUCAGGUUCACCAGAAACUGGUUGCUCAAAUGAAGCAGGAUCCACAGAUAUUUUUUCUUUCCAAUCAGAAUGCUGACUUAAAGAAACAGCUUCAUGAACUCCAAGCCAAAAUCACAGCUUUGAGUGAGAAACAGAAAAGAGUAGUUGAACAACUACGGAAGAACCUGAUAGUAAAGCAAGAACAACCAGACAAGUUCCAAAUACAGCCAUUGCCACAAUCUGAAAACAAACUACAAACAGCACAGCAGCAGCCACUACAGCAACUACAGCAACAACAGCAGUACCACCACCAUCACGCCCAGCAGCCAGCUGCACCCUCUCCCAGCUUGACUGCUUCACAGAAGACUGUAACUACAGCUUCUAUGAUUACCACAAAGACACUACCUCUCGUCUUGAAAGCAGCAACUGCGACCAUGCCUGCCUCUGUUGUGGGCCAGAGACCUACCAUUGCUAUGGUGACCGCCAUCAACAGUCAGAAGGCUGUGCUCAGCACUGAUGUGCAGAACACACCAGUCAACCUCCAGACGUCUAGUAAGGUCACUGGGCCUGGGGCAGAGGCUGUCCAAAUUGUGGCAAAAAACACAGUCACUCUGCAGGUUCAAGCAACCCCUCCUCAGCCCAUCAAAGUACCGCAGUUUAUCCCUCCUCCCAGACUCACUCCACGUCCAAACUUUCUCCCACAGGUUCGACCCAAGCCUGUGGCUCAGAAUAACAUUCCUAUCGCCCCAGCACCUCCUCCCAUGCUUGCAGCUCCUCAACUUAUCCAGAGGCCUGUCAUGCUGACCAAGUUUACCCCGACAACCCUCCCCACAUCCCAGAACUCCAUUCACCCUGUCCGUGUUGUCAAUGGGCAGACCGCAACCAUAGCCAAAACGUUCCCCAUGGCCCAGCUCACCAGCAUUGUGAUAGCUACUCCAGGGACCAGACUCGCUGGACCUCAAACUGUACAGCUUAGCAAGCCAAGCCUUGAAAAACAGACAGUUAAAUCCCACACAGAAACAGAUGAAAAACAAACAGAGAGCCGUACCAUCACCCCACCUGCUGCACCCAAACCAAAACGGGAAGAGAACCCUCAGAAACUUGCCUUCAUGGUGUCUCUAGGGUUGGUAACACAUGACCAUCUAGAAGAAAUCCAAAGCAAGAGGCAAGAGCGAAAAAGAAGAACAACAGCAAAUCCAGUAUACAGUGGAGCAGUCUUUGAACCAGAGCGUAAGAAGAGUGCAGUCACAUACCUAAACAGCACAAUGCAUCCUGGGACCCGGAAGAGAGGUCGUCCUCCAAAAUACAAUGCAGUGCUGGGGUUUGGAGCCCUUACCCCAACAUCCCCCCCAUCCAGUCAUCCCGACUCCCCUGAAAGUGAAAAGACAGAGACCACAUUCACUUUCCCUGCACCUGUGCAGCCUGUGUCCCUGCCCAGCCCCACCUCCACAGACGGUGAUAUCCAUGAGGAUUUUUGCAGUGUUUGCAGAAAAAGUGGCCAGUUGCUGAUGUGCGACACAUGUUCCCGUGUGUAUCACCUGGACUGCUUAGACCCACCUCUGAAAACAAUUCCCAAGGGCAUGUGGAUCUGUCCAAGAUGUCAGGACCAGAUGCUGAAGAAGGAAGAAGCAAUUCCGUGGCCCGGAACUUUAGCAAUUGUCCAUUCCUAUAUUGCCUACAAAGCAGCUAAAGAAGAAGAGAAACAGAAAUUACUUAAAUGGAGUUCAGAUUUAAAACAAGAACGAGAACAAUUAGAGCAGAAGGUGAAACAACUCAGCAAUUCUAUAAGUAAAUGCAUGGAAAUGAAGAACGCCAUCCUCGCCCGGCAGAAGGAGAUGCACAGCUCCCUGGAGAAGGUAAAACAGCUGAUCCGCCUCAUCCACGGCAUCGACCUCUCCAGACCUGUGGACUCUGAGGCCGCUGUGGGGGCCAUCUCCAAUGGCCCGGACUGCACCCCCCCUGCCAGCGCCACCACCUCCACACCGGCCCCUUCCCCCUCCUCCCAGAGCUGCACAGCGAACUGUAGCCAGGGGGAAGAGACUAAAUAACAGAGCCCUCACGAGAAGCCACGGGAUCCCGGCGGCAAGGAGAAAAACAACACUGAAGACUCUAGAAAAGCAAAGCCGGAUUUCUUCUGGAAAGUACAGGAUUCUUUUGGUUCUUUGGUUCCAGAGAGAGGGAAGAUGCUUGUGCCAGGUGGCACCCGAGUUUGCCAAUUGAUCCUUCUUAUUCUGUGUGUACACGCGAAGAUUGGACCACGUUACAUGAAAUAGUGCCAGCUGGAGGUUCUUUGCCAGCACCAUGCCAAGUGAAAUAAUAUAUUUACUCUCUCUAUUAUACACCAGUGUGUGCCUGCAGCAGCCUCCACAGCCACGAUGGGUUUGUUUUUGUUUUGUUGGGUGGGGAGCAGGGAUGGGCGGAGGGAGGAGAGCAGGUUUCAGAUCCUUAUUUGCCGAGCCGUUUGUCUAGGUAGAGAAGACAAGUCCAAAGAGUGUGUGGGCUUUCCUGUUUCUAAACUUUCACUACUAUCAAACCAAAAAAAUGGAAAUCGAGAUUUAAUCAACCCAGUGCCCAGAGAAGGGAAGGGGGAGGGGCCGGGAGGGAGCAAGGGGUGGGAAAGUAUAUCAGAUUAGCAGUAUUUAACAUUGUCUGGGGGGCUAGUGAAGGAGAGACGCAUGGACGCCCAGCAGCCACUGGCUCCCCUCCCAGCCCGCUCCUUCGCUCCCCACCCCCACUCCCUCCUCCCUCUCUGGUGCAUCCACAUCCCAUGGGCGACCCCCUCAGUCCCUCUGGAGACCAAGGCAAGCCCAGCCAGGGGCAUGCUGACCUUGCCCAAGGCAGGGAAGAAGGGUGUGUGUGUGGUCCAGCAAAGAAAAAAAGGUGAAUCAGUGAUUUUACUUGAAAACAAGCUCCAUCCCUUUUCUAUAUUUAUGAGAAGAGCAGAUCCUGAGUGAAGCAGCACUCGACCCAGGUGUGAGAAUCGAAUGGAGACAUUUCUUUCCUCUUUUUUUUUAAUUUUUUUUAAAUUUUUGUUCUUUUUUUCCUUUAAACAAAGUUUUAUUUUGUUGUUUAUUUUACUUUUUUUGUAACAAAAACUAAAAUAAGGAAUAGAAAAGCUGUUUUUCAGGCUGACAGUCCAAUUAAGGGUAGUCGAGACCUUGCAUGGUAGAAUAGGAACCAUAGUGUCGGUGAGGUCCUGUGAGUCUGUGUGAGUCCUUGUGUCAUCAUUCGGGCACUGUUUUUUUAUGCAAGGGCAAAAAUCUUUGUAUCUGGGGAAAACAACAACAACUUUUUUUUUAAAUUAAAAAGGAAAAUAAAAGAUAUUGAGGUCUUCCUAGUGUUACUUAAAUUAAGAUCAAGGUAAGAAACAUUGUAAAAAAAAUUACAAAAGUGCUAUUUGUUUCCUAAAAACAGUGAUUUCUAUUAAAAAGGUGUCAGAACUGGAGAAACGCCGUGUAGUUAUAAUUUUUUAGCACAGAACCUGCUGAUCAUUAUGACAUUUUGCUGUGUUUGUGUCUCUAGACUGGUGGCCAGUCUCCAUGAAGGGCUGGGUGGGGCUUUCCCCACCCCCUUCCCCUUCUAAGAAAAGACUGUCCUCUCUUCCUGGUGCAGGGUCUUGUCUCCUGUUUCUGAAGCCCAGAUGGAGUGUGCAUGGUGUAGGCCCUUCCCAUGGUCUCCUCGGAUUUCGCUAGAGCACAGGCUGGUGCCUAAUAAGACCUCUUCCUUUGGUGCUGCUCUCAGUCUUUCAGCCACCAGCAUUACGAGUGCCUGGGGGGCACCUCUGAGGGGAAAGGCCAUUGAGGCUCCUUGGUACCCCUGUACCCUGGCCUCAGGAAGGGUACAGGGGUGCAGGCUGGCUGCAUCAGCCCUUGGUGCUUAGAGAGAACAAAGGAGGAGGGAGAUGUCUUGUGGGAGCAUGUGUCUCUGAGACAGAGCCCGAUGGCCUUCAAGUCUGUCUUGCUUUUGAAGAGAGGUCUGAAGCUCCAGCCACUUCCUCUGCCUGCUGGCUCCAGGCACCAGACAGUUUGCUCCACUCCCCCCACCCACAAGCCUCCUGGGUGACCCUGGGCUAGAAUCGCUGUGCUCACUUUGCUUGGCCUGUUGUGUCCUCUCUUUCUUGGAAAACCAGCUCUCUGAAAGACUGAGAUCAUCUCUCUCAUCAUGCCAGUGAGAAAUUGUGUAUGCAUGCUUUUUCUGAAGACCUUUGUGUCUGGUGUGUCCCAAGCUGAAGGGACAGAGGCAGAGGCUCUGCCCUGACCCUGCAACAGUCUCUUCUGAGCCCACCCCAGACCUUGUGAUGCUGGAAUCUAGGAGUGGCAGAAAAGGCCCUUUUCACUUCUCCCUCACCUAGCUGGGCCCAGAGAGACAGAGUUAGAUCCUGAAAGCAAGGGCAGCAGAGAAGAGAUGCUUCUUAGAGUGAAUUUGAGUCUCAUCCAUACCAGCCACUCCAUUCAUCUUUCCAGGGUGUCAGGAGAGGAAACUGUCCAACUGCAAGGUCUCAGGGUCAGGCCUUGGCUGCCAGGUUGGUUGAGGGAAACAGAGAAGAGCCCCCUUUUCAUGCAGAAACCAAGGUGCUAUGUCUAGUCAGGGAGCUUUGAAGCUGCCUGGACUAGUUGGAGGAAUCCUUGGCGGAGGAUCAGAGACUAGCGGUAGGCUAUCCACCCUGCCUCGGCUCUCCCACUCGACUUGUCUAGGCCCAUUUCCUUUUGUGGAAAGCACUUGGGAAGUCAUCAUCAACUUUGCUUUGAGGAGAGCUGCCUGAGGAAUCACAGGCCAAGGGGCCAGGCCAAGAACUGACCAGUGUUUUACCUGCUGCUGUGAUCAGUGUCGCCUGCCUUCUGACCUCACCUUAAAGCUGGGAGGUGGCUUUUUCCUGGAGUUCAGUGGGUCAGCUGUGUAGUCCAGAUCGCAACCUGCCACAGCCUCCGUUCUGGUCUCAAACUCCCAAAUGCUGCUGAACUGAAAGGGUCUGGUCACUCGGUCUUCAGAGUCAUGCCAAGGAAAGAACUACUCUCUGGCCCCCAGACAGAGGUGCCUGUGACCACCUGGGACAUACCAGCCCCAUCUGAGCUGCUCUGCCUCCUCCUCCUUCCUCUGCUUCUCCUGGCCCAGGAUUUAGCUGCUCUGACAUCCACAUAGUGCCCAGCUAGCUUUACAGUCACAUCAGAGGGCUCUGGCCUGGGGUUUCCUGUCCCUGACCAGCCGCAGUCCUGGAGGCAGUGAGGUCGUGCUGCUGCUUCCCCACCUUUUGCAUUCUUGGCGCCUGAAGGUCCUUUUGCUUUCUGAAGCCUGCUGGGUCUUGUCUGGCCUUGGUGAGCUCAUCCAGCCCCAAGUUCUUCCUUAUCAGGCCCUUUGGGACAAGCUGCUGGUGGUGCCUGACCAGAGGACUCAGCUAGGGACGGGCCCUGGGAGGGCCGUGCCUGUGUGAGGGUUGUCUCUGGAGCCUGCGAUGUGCCCAGGGCACCUGCAGAGGGCACCUUCUGGGUGCCCAGUUCCCUGCAGGCCUGCCCCUCUCCCUGCUGCUGCUUGGCCCAGGCAGGAGGUAGUAUGAACUGGUGCACUUGGCACACAGCGCCUCCCCAGAGUGCCAUCUUGCCAGAUGCCUCAGUCUCCACACGGUCAGCUAGCUGCCUCUGCGCCACCCCUGAUGCUUCCUCUCUCGGGCCAUCGGAGCCCCUUUGGGCGCUCUCAUCACUAAGGCCGCUGCUCACACACUCUUAAGUGGUCUCUUACCUUUUCUCCCUCCUUGGGUGUGGUCCUUAUUUAUCUAAAGGGCUGAAUUCAGGAGACUUUCACCCAGGGGCAGAAGGCUCCUGGGGUGCCAGGAUGGAUAGGGCCAGGGCACAUUUUCCAGGUCCUAGGUUCUCCACUCCCAUGGCUUCUGUGGAUGGAGGCAGCGAGGCUGUGUAAGUGACUGGACCGCACCCCACCCCUCAGCCAGCACCCUUGGCAGCAAACAGGAGCCCCAUUCCCACGGGCUUACCCCCUGUGCCCCUGUCAGCUCCUCUCCAGGAAGGGAGUGGUGGCCCCUGGGAAGACUCCACGGGCCCUCCCACCAGGGGAAGGGGAGGAAGCUGGGGUUACCCCACCAGAGAGCCAGGCUUGUAAAGGAAGGGCAGGGCUCACAAACUCCGCUUGGCACCCCCUCUCCCAAGGCUCUUCCUCCCUGAGGACCCCCACUCCACACAGCUGUUGAGCCCUAUGCCUCUCUCCAGCCUCCCCGCCUCUCAGCCCAGUGUGAGCUGCAGUCAGGCAGGGCGGGACAGACAGGCCAGAGGUCAGCAAGCGCAGGCGCAGAGGAGAGCCAGCCAGACCCCAAUCCUGUCUCUUGUCCAUGCCCUUUGUGAUUUCAGUCUUGGUAGAACUUGUAUUUGGAGUUUUGUGCUUCAAAGUUUUUGUUUUUGUUUGUUUGAUUUUUGUUUUGAGGGGGUGGGGGGAAACAGAGCAGCUGAUCAAUUUGUAUUUAUUUAUUUUAACAUUUUACUAAAUAAAGCCAAAUAAAGUC